This is a messenger RNA of Truncatella angustata, 2388 nucleotides long. RefSeq lists its product as uncharacterized. NCBI's taxonomy places the organism in Eukaryota, Fungi, Ascomycota, Sordariomycetes, Amphisphaeriales, Sporocadaceae. The coding region runs from base 1 to 2388 and encodes 795 amino acids. The record is from RefSeq and is a predicted model, not a curated record. The transcript has a single exon.
AUGAGAAACGUUCGCGACCUUGCUCUCCUUGCCCUCGUGCUGGGCGUCUCAGCCGAGUCUCUUCAAACCAACAAGCGCACAGGCCUUGACCUCCUCCUCGGCGGAGGUGGUUCGGUCUCUAUCGGAGGAUCCGCCUCAGGCUCUACCUCUGCGGGAGUUGGUGUCAUCACAAAUGCUCUUGGAGGCUGCAAAGCCAAGGUGUCCACCUGCAACAGCGCUAUCCUCGGCCUAAGCGCCGGUGCUGAUCUGAGCGCUUCCAUAUCUGCUUUGGCCGAUGUCCUGGCCACUAUCAAUGCCGCCGUUGGCACCUGCAACGUUGCUGGCUCCAUCAGCCUCACCGACUUCAUCGGUCUUUCCGCAGACCUGACUGGCUUCGCAUCAGCCUGUGCUAGUCUUUUUGCCGACAUCCAGGGUAAAAUUGACGUUGUUUCUGGCCUGAACGGCUGCUCUGUAUACGGCGACGCCCUUGUAGAUAUCCAAGCAUCCGCAGGUGCUCUGUUUGAUGCUAUCAUUGCUAUCACCGCCGAUCUCAACCUCGGCGCCAGUGUCAGCAUCGGCGGUCUCUUCGGUGCCGGUGCCAGCCUCAAUCUGGGUUCACUGGGUGUUAGCGCUGGGGUCGAGGGCAUCCUGUCCAUCAUCUCUGGCAUUGCUGGCAACGUCGGUACUUGUGUUUCGGCCUAUGCUAGUGGCACCUGUGUCAACUCUGGUGCUGGCGCUGGCGUGAGCGCAAGUCUCGGUGGCGAGAUUACCGCCACCGCUGAUAUCAGUGGGGGUGCUUCUGCCACAGCUGUUAUUACCAUCGGCGCCGGCGGCUCUGGUUCCGGUUCUGGUUCCGGCACCGGCGCCAUCACGGCUACAGGUGGCAUCGGCGCCAGUGCGACAGAUGCUGUCACCGUUUCUGCUGGUCUUGGAGGCGGCGUUGGUGGCGGAAUUAGUGGCGGAAUCGGUGGUGGGGCCAGUGCAACAGAUGCUGUUACUGCCUCUGCGGGUUCUGGUGCUGGAAUCGGCGGUGGUGCUGGUGGCUCCGGGGGCGUUACAGCCACUGCAACUCUAGGUGGCGACGCUGGGGUAACUGCAACCGUCGGCGAAGGAGCCGGAGCUACUUUGUCCGUUGGUGCCGGGGGUGAAGGCAGUGGGUCUGGUUCCGGAUCCGGUAGCGGAUCUGGUUCUGGCAACGGUUCUGGCUCCGGAUCUGGUAUUGGCAACGGCGGUGGUGCUGGUGGCUCCGGGGGCGUUACAGCCACUGCAACUCUAGGUGGCGACGCUGGAGUAACUGCAACCGUUGGCGAAGGAGCUGGAGCUACUUUGUCUGUUGGUGCCGGGGGUGAAGGCAGUGGGUCUGGUUCCGGAUCCGGUAGCGGAUCUGGAUCUGGCAAUGGUUCCGGCAAUGGUUCUGGAUCUGGAUCUGAUAACGGUAGCGGUAACGGUGGCUCCAGUGCUUCUGCCACCGAUGCAGUCUCGACUACCGCAAGCUCCGUCCCUCACUCUGGUAACGGCAGCGGCAACAGUGGUGUCACUGCUACUUACGUCGAAUCCGGUGCCGCAUCUGCUACCGGAGCUGAGUCUGGCAUCCCCACCGUCACUGGCGCCGCAGACUAUACUACUAGCACCAUCUACAGCACUCGUACCUACAGCAUUACCUCUUGCGCUGCCUCUGUCACAGACUGCCCCGCUCUUGGCUCAACCACCACUGAAAUUGUCGCAGUCUCUACUACUGUGUGUCCCGUUGCUGCUACAGAGUCUGGUGCAUCUCCCAAGCCUACCACUACUGAGAUUCCUGCCGACUUCACAACCAACACGAUUUACAGCACAAAGACCACCACCAUUACUUCAUGUGCUCCCGAGGUUACUGACUGCCCCGUUGGCAAGACCACUACUGAGGUCGUCGCUGUCUCGACUAGUGUUUCCCCUGUCACAAAGACUGAAGGUCGGCCGGGCUACAGCACUUCGGCCAACGAUGCCGUUUCGGCAUCUGCUAGUAGCGUAUCGCCUUCCAAGAGCGCUGGUGCUAAUUCUGGCUCCAACUCCGGCUCCAACUCUGGAUCUGGAUCUGGUGCCGGUUAUCCCGCCAUUAGCCAGUCGUUCGCAGUUUCCGCUACUGAUGCUAUCGGUGUCAGUGCAUCCACUCAAGCGACCACUUUCUCGACUCUCCUUGCCACUGCCUCGGGAUACCCCGUUGCUGGUUCUGGCUCUGGCUCUGGUAGCUCUGUCUCCAACGCCGCACACUAUCCUACUACCACCACAACUGGCAACAGUGGUGUCUCUUCAAACACCACUGCUACCGCUAGACCUACUUCUACCUUCGUCACCGCUGGCUCUUCUGCAGUGCAGGCUGUUACCGCUAUGUUCGGUGUCGUCGCUAUCACUGCGGCAAUGAUGAUGCUAUAG